This is a messenger RNA of Amoebophrya sp. A25, 3631 nucleotides long. Lineage: Eukaryota; Dinophyceae; Syndiniales; Amoebophryaceae. The record is from the annotation of a GenBank genome assembly.
CGGAGAUGCUUUCUCUCGUUCUAGUUCUACAAUCGAGCGAAAAAAAUUUCUAGGACUGAGCACAAUGACUUCUAAGAGGUCAAUCAGCAUGUAGAAGAUGGUGGAGGUAUAAACCACGAUGAAGGGGGCUGUUGCGCGUCGGGUUCGGCACGACCUUCGUCCUAUGUGUUACAACGUCCGCCAUGGUGCUCAGCGUUGCCAUCGUGCAGAUGUUGCGGUGGGGACCAACGUGACGAGCAUCCCACGCCAAGGUUUCUGCAGCUGCCAUGCGAGAGUCGAGGUUGCGCACGACGUCCCUCAUCAGAAGUGUCAAAUACGUUGGACGAGAUCUUCAGCAGGAGCAGCUUCUAGACGAGGACGCAGAGCUACAUCGGCGAUUUCCAGAUCUCCUUCUUCAAAUGGGGGUUUUACUCAUCAUGAUUACGAGAUUUCCAGAUCUCAGGAAGCAAUCACACACCAGGCAAGCGCUUCAGCUGCUUCUCUACCUGAGCAUGUGGUCAUUCCCGCAGUGGUCACGAGUCCUGAGCUUAGGGAUGCGAUCCUGCGCGAAGGGCACAUGUGGGUCUACGACUCCGAGAUCAAAAACAUUGCGGAGCUGCAUAAAAUGAAGAUGCACGCUGGUACACUCGUUCCGAUAGAGUUCGUUCGCUCCGCCUCUCAUCAAGUAGAUGCUGGUAAGAAUUUUUCCGAAUCCACAGAAGAUAUUUCGUUAUCUCGAUGCACAAAUAGUGCAAGUGGAGGCGGACCUGCUAGAAGGGGCUCUGAAAACUUCUACUUGGGAGGAGAAUAUCUCGGCACGGGAGUAUGGAAUCGUUCAUCCUCAAUAACGCUCCGACUUCUACCAGAAAGUCACGUCGAGGUAGAGGAAACACUUGCUGGUUUUUCGAGCGCUCCUAACGGUGAACAAGGAAAAUCUUCGGGUAAUGGUACAGCAGAAGGAGCAGAUAUCUGUGACACUAGCGACAGGGAAGGUGCCAGCAAUAGCAAAGUAUUCGGUGUCACUGCUUCUGCCUCCGGAGAAUCAACCUCUUCAAUACCGCAAUCUCCUAAAACCAGAGCAAUUCUCUCCUUGGAAUCUUCUACGAAUGCGUGGCAACAGAAUGCCCACCUGAUCUCAGAAUUGACUGAACGAGUGCAAACUCUUCUUGCUUCGCGGCUUCAUGUUGAGCUGUUUUCUUCAAAUGGGGAACCACGCCAACAUCUCAAAGAUGACUACUACAACCACGGCCGAGAAGAUGCAACUAGUCGUAAGAUCGGAGAUCAUCCUGAGGCUGAGGUGAAGACUGACGCAGCACCUGAAUCGGCGUUGUACGGUCGCAUACUUCAUGCCGAGAGUGACGGCGUUCCUGGUGUGCUUGUGGACAGAUUCGGGGCUUGCGCAGCAAUCAUUACAUACCUGGCUUUGGGCAGCCAUGCUAUUCUGCAUGAGACAAUCGUUGAGGCGUUGAAGUUGGCAGGUGUUUCUCAAAUCGGUGUGAGAAAACUAGUCACAAAGAAGGAGCGUUGGUGCCUGGCUGGUGAAGAAUUCUCCUUCUCGCUUGCCGCUGGUGAUGAUGCCGUCUUCGUCGCAAAAGAAUUCAUGGAUACUACUUGCUCGACGAGAAUCGAAAUCGAUAGUGUUCGUCUGAUCAAGAACAAGGAGAAUUCACCGAGCAGUAAAAUUGCUGGUACGUCGUCAGCAAAUGAGGAUGACUUCUUGGAUAUGGAUGGCAUGGCCUAUGAAGAACCAGGAGUAGCAAGACCGAUGGGAAACGACGGCGCUUCAUCAACGAAAUUCGCGUUGUUAAAACAUGCUGCAUCAUCCAGUCCAACGAAGAGAUCUUUGGAAUUCGCUUUCACUCUAAUGAGCAGCACGUCGAAAGAUGCGUCCACAGGAGGUAUUAAUAGCGUUUCUUCAUCCAGCGGGUAUGAGACAUGGGAUUUCUGGAGCUCGCAGGUACGGCGUUUUUUACCACGAUUGCUAGCUCAAGGGCAUGGAUCGAGCCCCACUGUUUUGGAUUUAUGGUGCCACUUAGGGGAGACAGGCCUGUACUGUUGCGCAAGUAACACGGCGACCGAAAGCAUUUUGUUGGAAGAGCGAAUGCAUUUAGUUUCUGCGUGUGCCGCGAACGCGAAGCGCAAUGGUUUGGACGGACGCGCCACUGUGCUCCACAAAAAUUCGAUUCUUGCAGAAUUGCGCAACAUGGCACUCGCGGGACUGAAAUUCUCGCUAGUAGUGAUCAAUUACCCGCUGCGCUUCGGACCAAAGAGUUUCAAACAGAGACACGGUCAGUUUGGGCGAUGGUGUCGACCAGAUUUGAAAGGUGUCGCGCCUAUCGUCAAACAAGCAGCGUCGGUGACAGCAUCGGAGGGAUAUGUGGCCUUAAAACUGAUGCUCCCAGAGCAACAUCGAUCCUGGGGAUACGACAUCCUGAGAGACGGUGUCGAGCAGGCCGACCGCACAGCCAGCAUCGUAAGGGAGUUCGCGCCAACAUAUGACAUGCCCCGAGUCAUGACCAAAACCCUCUGGGCGCCGCAUUGGUUCAUCAUCAGGAUGCACGACUGACGUGGUAUAAUACAGGACAAAACGCAUCAUGAUUAUGAAGACAAGAUGACAGUAGAAGUAUAUAUAUGUUCCAGGGCUCAGGGCUGGAGGCCCCCCCCCCGAUAAUUUUUUGGGGGGGGGGGGCCUGCCAGCCCCGGCCCCUCUUUUCGAGGGGCUGCCGGGCGGGAAGGCCUCAAAGCGCCCACUUCUGACCCCUUCCCGCCUUGUUGCCUGUACCCUACAGACCUGGCCAAGGCAGCGGGGCCCUGCCUUUGCCCCCUUUGCCAAUCCUGUACUUUAGGGGACAGGCAACAAGGCAGCGGGGCCCUGCCUUUGCCUGGUCUGUCGGGUACAUGCAACAAGCCAGCGGGGCCCUGCCUUGUUGCAUGUACCCUACAGACCUGGCAAAGGCAAAGGCAGGGCCCCGCUGGCUUGUUGCAUGUACCCUACAGACCUGGCUAAGGCAAAGGCAGGGCCCCGCUGGCUUGUUGCAUGUACCCUACAGACCUGGCUAAGGCAAAGGCAGGGCCCCGCUGGCUUGUUGCAUGUGCCCGACAGACCUGGCAAAGGCAGGGCCCCGCUGCCUUGUUGCCUGUGCCCUACAGACCUGGCAAAGGGGGGGCAAAGGCAGGGCCCCGCUGCCUUGUUGCAUGUCCCCUACAGGCCUGGCAAAGGCAGGGCCCCGCUGCCGUGUUGCCUGUGCCCUACAGACCUGGCAAAGAUGGCAAGGCUGGCGCCCUCUGGCGUGUUGCGGUACCCGACAGAGCUGGCAGAGGAGGCAAGGCGGGACCCACCCCCUUGGCGUGCUGCAUGUGGCCAACCAUACAGACCGCGCAAAGGUGGCCAGGCUGGACCCCUCUGGCGUGGUCCACCCCAGAUCCCUCCACAGGGGGGGGGCCUCCCUCCCUGGUACAUAUUUAUAUAUAAGAACAACCGUUCGAAGCACUAUAACACCAAGGCAACUUGGCGGCACUGCAUCGCAAAUGCAACUGUCGGGUUUUUACUCAACUCGCACGUAAAGGAUAGGCUCAGAGAUCCUCUACCUUACGACAUCUAAUGACUCACUUUCAGCGUGCUGAAAUCGGACAGCUUACCUUCCGACUGAAG